Messenger RNA from Conger conger (European conger), 2802 nucleotides. It is a transcript of the gene taf6, whose product is annotated as TAF6 RNA polymerase II, TATA box binding protein (TBP)-associated factor. The transcript has 14 exons. The coding region runs from base 224 to 2455 and encodes 743 amino acids. The record is from RefSeq and is a predicted model, not a curated record. Gene Ontology annotation, biological process: transcription initiation at RNA polymerase II promoter; RNA polymerase II preinitiation complex assembly. Gene Ontology annotation, molecular function: protein heterodimerization activity; RNA polymerase II general transcription initiation factor activity; transcription coactivator activity. Lineage: Eukaryota; Metazoa; Chordata; Actinopteri; Anguilliformes; Congridae. Gene Ontology annotation, cellular component: SAGA complex; SLIK (SAGA-like) complex; transcription factor TFIID complex.
UUCAGGACCCAGGUCCUCUCCAAAUCAGAAACAAGAUGGCGGAAUUUCAGAAAAAAGGGUCGGAGCUCGAAGAUUUUCAACAAUAAUGCAGAAUUUAUUAUCAGUUUAGCGUUACUUAAUAUAAAAAUAAGUAAAUAGUGGCAUUGCAUUUAUAUAUUUCUGUCACAGUUGAUUUAUUUAUUCAGAAAAGUUCAUUGGUAAUUAUUAGUUUUAUUUUUAAGCCAUGGCAGAGGAGCGGAGGCCCAAGCAGUGCAGUCUGGUCGUGCCCACAGAGUCCAUUAAAGCCAUGUCAGAGUCUGUGGGGGUGGGACAAUUGCAGGAGGAGAGCUGUGUGGCCUUGAGUGAGGAGGUCAGCUAUCGCAUCAAAGAGAUCGCCCAGGAUGCACUGAAAUUCAUGCACCAUGGGAAGAGGCGGAAGUUGACAACUAACGACAUUGACCAUGCCCUAAAACUGAAGAACGUGGAGCCACUGUAUGGGUUCCAGGCACAGGAGUUUAUCCCAUUCCGCUUUGCUAGUGGAGGGGGCAGAGAACUGCACUUCUAUGAGGAAAAGGAGGUGGAUCUGAGUGACAUCAUAAACACGCCCCUCCCCCGAGUCCCACUGGACGUCUCACUCAAGGCUCAUUGGUUAAGUAUUGAAGGUGUCCAACCUUCCAUACCAGAGAACCCUCCCCCAGCUCCGAAAGAGCAACAAAAAUUAGAGUCCACAGAGCCCCUUAAAGCUGUCAAACCUGGACAGGAAGAGGAGAGGUCUAUCCAGGGCAAAGGUCAAGGGGCAACUGCAGCAGAAAACAAAGGGAAAGAGAAGUGUGUGAUGCGGAUGAAGCCACGCAGCACUCACGAGCUGUCCGUGGAGCAGCAGUUGUACUACAAGGAGAUCACAGAGGCGUGUGUCGGGUCUUGUGAGGCCAAGCGAGCGGAGGCUCUACAGAGCAUAGCCACGGAUCCUGGGCUGUAUCAGAUGUUACCGCGCUUCAGCACCUUCAUCUCAGAAGGGGUGCGUGUGAACGUUGUGCAGAAUAACUUGGCCCUGCUGAUUUAUCUUAUGCGAAUGGUUAAGGCUCUCAUGGAUAACCCCACACUCUAUCUGGAGAAAUAUCUGCAUGAGUUGAUCCCUGCUGUGGUGACUUGUAUAGUGAGUAAGCAGCUGUGUCUGAGGCCGGAUGUGGACAAUCACUGGGCCCUCCGAGACUUCGCCGCACGUCUGAUGGCCCAGAGCUGCAAGACCUUCAGCACCACCAACAAUAACAUCCAGUCCCGCAUCACCAAGACCUUCACCAUGAGCUGGCUGGAUGACCGGACAAACUGGACGACGCGGUACGGCUGCAUCGCUGGACUGGCCGAGCUUGGGGCUGAUGUGAUAAAGACGCUGAUCCUGCCACGGCUGACCAUCGAAGGGGCUCGCAUCAAAGCAGUCUCUGAGGGGCCGGUUGUGUCCAACAUCGACAAGAUCGGGGCUGACCAUGUGCAGAGCCUGCUACUGAAGCACUGCGCCAGCGUCAUCGCCAAGACGCGGCCUCUGCCCGACAACGCGGAGCAGUACCGGGCCGACUACGGCUACCUGGGGCCCAUGCUGUGCUCCCACGUGGUGAAGGCCCGCGCACAGGCCGCCCUGCAGGCCCAGCAGGUCAACAGAACCACUCUCACCAUCACACAGCCUCGCCCCACCCUCACUCUCUCUCAGGGGGGCUCGGGGGGGUCUGUGUCCCGCACUCCCAGCAUCAUCAAGGUGCCCAGCUCCCUUACCCUCCCAAUGCAGACCCUCGUAUCGGCACGACCUGGGACCCCCACGCAACCCUCGCCCCCGGCAACCAAGUACAUUGUCAUGGCAACCAGUGCCGGUGCGGCCUCCACGCAGCAGGUACCACUUUACCUUACUGACUUAUUUUCCCUUGAAGGAGCUGCAACUGCUGACUCCUCAAUUACAGGUGAAACUGUAUUCUGUACUCCUCUUGUGUUUAGGAGGCAUUCAAGCGAACCCUUAAAAUCCUGUCAAUGUUUUUUGUUUCCUGUCUGUGUCCUACCUCCCUUAUGCCUGAUAUGGUUGUUGUUGUUGUGGCCCUCCGUGUCUCCUCUCUCUUCUCUUGUCUUUCUGUCUCUCCCCUGUCUCACCUUGUCCUCCUCCCCGCAGGUGAUAACCCUCAGCUCCUCCCGCUCCAGCUCCCCGAUCACCAGCACAGCCCCCAGCUCUGCCUCCACCCUGCAGCCUGUGGUGAAGGUGGAGCACGGGGGCGUGGGUGCUGGGGGGGGAGCCGGGGGAGUGGGGGGGUCCCGCACGCUCCAGAAAUACAUUGUUGUGUCUCUGCCGUCCGCCACGACCGCCGAGGGCAAGGGCUCCGGCCUGCCCCCCCCGUCACCCCUGACCUCUGUCCCACCUUCCACCACCUCGCUGGAGUCUGGAGUCAAGCUGGAGUGCUCCGAGUCCCCGGGGGCUAGCACGCACUCCCCCCACUGAGAGAACGGAGAAGCGCAGAGAGAGCUGGAGGAAGUGGACUGGGGAUAUGGGCUUGGAGAAGCAGAGGAUUCUGGGGGAAAAUAGUAUUUCAGUGGUGUAGCUGGAGGACACCGCUAUCUAGACAGGUGCACCAUGGGAGAAGAAGGAGGUGCAGACCAUUGAUGUUGGAGAGUGUUGGUCUCGCUUCCUCCUUUACUCCUUGUCCUACGUCUGACCUCAGCACAAACACACACACACACACACACACAUGCACGCACGCAGAGUGCGGCUCUCUCUGAUCAUGUCCAAGCAUUUACAUUGUUCAUGUUUCUUUUUAUAUGCCAUAAUAAAACUGAUUUUGUAAUUUU